UAGGAUUUCAGCAAUAUUAUGGAGCGUCCAUCUAAAAGGAAGCUAAUUCCUCCUAGUGCUCUUGAUGUAAAAUACAUAGAUAGAGCACCACAGUCAAGUCCUCGAAUUGGUCAUCAAUAUCAGGUAGAAGUUCCUUCCAUGAUAAAAGAAUCAGAACUUGCACAUAAUGAAGUGGAGGAUAGUGGACAUGAAGGGUGGAGAUAUCUUGGACAGAAUGAUGGUGCAUUCAAUAUAACUGUACCAGUAGCAGAAGCUAAUUGGAAUAACUCGUGGAGUGAUGCCGAUGUAAAAAGCUUUCUCCUUGGUUUAUUUAUCUUCGGGAAAAACUUUGUUCAGAUAAAAAGAUUUCUAGAGAACAAAGAGAUGGGAGAAAUACUGUCAUUUUACUAUGGAAAGUUUUACAUGUCCGAUGAAUACUGUAGAUGGUCAGACUGCAAGAAAAUAAAAGGGAGAAAAUGUAUAACAGGAGACAAACUUUUUUCUGGUCAGAAGCAUAUUGAACUGUUGUUUCGCUUGACUGGCCGUGUCUCAGAAGAACGUAAAGAUGCUUUGCAACAGGUUUCCAAGUCCUAUUCAGAGGGGAGGACUUCUCUAGAGAAAUAUGUCUCUUCUUUGAAGUCUACUGUUGGACUUGAUGUUCUUGUGGAAGCUGUAGGGAUUGGUAAGGGGAAGGAAGACCUUACCAGCCCAACCAUGGAAUGUGGUAAGAAAACCCAGGCUUAUUCUAUACAAGCUACCAAAGUUUGGUCUUCUCUUGGACCCUGUGAUAUAAUCAAGCAUUUGACCGGAGACUAUCAAUCCAGCAAGGCCAAAAGUAAUGAUAUAUUCUGGGAAGCUGUUUGGCCCCGCUUACUGGCAAGAGGUUGGCACUCGGAGAAACUAAAGAAUCAAGGCCAUCUUAGUUCCAAAAAUGUUGUGGUCUUUCUUCUACCUGGUGUUAAAAGGUUUUCCAAGAGAAAACUUGUAAAAGGUGAUCAUUACUUUGAUUCUGUCAGAGAUGUCUUGAGCAAAGUGAUAGCUGAACCAAAUCUUCUUAAACUGGAAGUUCUAAAAACAAAAGUUGGUGGCUGCAAUGAGAAAAAUGCAGAAAAGGAAUCUAACAAGGAUGGUCAACCUGACAACCAUAACCAGUGUUACCUCAAGCACCAAGUUUCUACUAACUGUGCAAACCACAGUAAAGGUAACUUUGACAACAUGUAUCCGGCAGAGACAGAAGCUGCUAUGGUACCCAGCAAAGAGAAUAAUAAUAGUGCUGAUUGCUAUAAAGGAAAAGACAACACAGAUUUUAGUUGCCAAAAGGAAGUGAAUGUUAAGUCACUUAAUGAUGAUGCAAACAAUAUGGCAGAAAACUGUGAAAAUCAGAUGAUCUGUGUAGCUAGUGGAAAUCAACUAAAGAGAAGCAUACCGCGUAAAUUCAAACGAAGACCAAGAUUAUGUCAUUUAGAUCUUGCAGGUCCCCCCAUCAAACUGUUAAAACUUUCUCCACCAGCUGAUGUUGAGACAGACCACAUUUUUAUGAACUCCGCAAGAAUCAUGGGAUCAGAAAAACAGGAACCCUCUCAGUCAUCAUGCAUUCCACAUGUCAACAAAGGAAGUGCAGAAUUAGAACACGAAAGAAGAAAUAUUAUUAGAGCUUGUGUGGACAAAGGCAUUUCUUGUGAUAAAGUGGAGAAAUGUGAACCACAACAUACCAUAGACUUGAAUGAAUCUCAAGUUCUACUGAUGUCUGGAAAUGCUGAAUUGAUGAUGACAAAAGCUCAGGAAGACAAGCAGGACCUGAAGCCAAAAGAUAUAAUUCCAAGGAGGAGCACAAGGAACAGACCAUUAACAGUUAGAGCAUUGGAAUCUUUCUUGCAGACACAAAGGAAAGGGAAAAGAAAAGACACUCUCUCGUUUAAAGACCCCUUGAAUAAAAUUUGCAGCCAUAGCGCUCAUGACAGAGGUAUAAAGAACGCUGUGUAGUCAAAGCUCGGAUCAUUGGACUCAUUCAAUAAAAGAACAACAUUUAAAUAGAUAUUCUUGUGUCAAUGAAAAGUAUUUGCCA
Vigna angularis (adzuki bean) is the source of this 2044-nucleotide messenger RNA. RefSeq lists its product as uncharacterized. Gene Ontology annotation, molecular function: transcription corepressor activity. NCBI's taxonomy places the organism in Eukaryota, Viridiplantae, Streptophyta, Magnoliopsida, Fabales, Fabaceae. Gene Ontology annotation, cellular component: nucleus. The transcript is spliced from 2 exons. The record is from RefSeq and is a predicted model, not a curated record. Bases 19 to 1962 code for a protein of 647 amino acids.